Molecule: messenger RNA, 1777 nt
Organism: Elaeis guineensis (African oil palm)
Lineage: Eukaryota; Viridiplantae; Streptophyta; Magnoliopsida; Arecales; Arecaceae
Source: RefSeq, a predicted model, not a curated record
UCUUCAUCUCUCCAUCGUAGUCCAUUCCCAUGCUCGCCCAUCACUACUAGAAUACCUCAUUGAUCUGUAGAGGAACUCCUUUCUAGGCCACGACCAACCUCCAUUUCCUUCCUAAAUAAACUCACCAGUAGAAGAUGAGUGGUAAAAGUAUAGAGGACCACCCCAAAAGACCUGGCCAGCAGCAGAGCAGUGCAACCCGAUCGAAGCUGAUGAUUCUUCUGCUCGUAAUUUUGACUAAUAUGCUCUCCAUCUACCUCUUCUCAGGCCUCUCAUUGGAGAACGCCCCCCGGAUCACCCUCUGGGACUCCAAGGCCCUCCUCCAAGUGCUCGACUCCACACGACACAAGCUCUCCGCCAGCGAAGCCCAGCUCGCCGAACUCCACCGCCGGCUCUCCACCUCCAACUCCCUCCUCGAGACCCUCCUCGACGAGCUCGGCAAGGCCCAUGGCGACAAGACCCCCUCGCAGAAUCUCGACGGCUGGCAAAACGAGCUCUCCCGGGAGCUCAAGCUUGCGGUCGGGCCCCACAAACUCCCCCGUGGAUUCACUCCCCUCCUCGGCACCCGCGAGCUCUACCCCACGCUCGGCUCCCCCUGCCGCCGAUUCCAAGCCGACCUGACCGACUACAUGUCUUAUGAAGUCGGCAAGGAGUGCCCCAGCGACGACAUCUUCGCGCAGAGAUUGAUGCUCAAAGGCUGCGAGCCGCUCCCCCGCCGGCGAUGCCAUCCGAAAUCUCCCGCCGGCUACGUCGAGCCCACACCAUUCCCAACGAGCCUUUGGACCAUCCCGCCGGACACCAGCAUCGUCUGGGACGCGUACAGCUGCAAGAACUACACCUGCUUAGUUAACAGAGGCAAGGCCAAAGGAUCCUACGACUGCAAGGAUUGCUUCAACCUGAACGGCCGGGAGAAGGUCCGGUGGGAAUACGACAACGGCAAUCUCGACUUCGGGAUCGACAGCGUCUUGGGGACCAAACCACCGGGAACGAUCCGAAUCGGCCUCGACAUCGGCGGUGGCACCGGCACCUUCGCGGCUCGGAUGCGGGAGCGCGAUAUCACCAUCGUCACGAGCUCGAUGAACUUUGACGGGCCGUUCAAUAACUUCAUCGCGUCGAGAGGGCUCGUGCCGAUUCACAUCAGCAUCGCCCACCGGCUUCCUUUCUUCGACAACACGCUCGACAUCGUGCAUUCGAUGCAUGUGCUCAGCAAUUGGGUCCCCGACAUCAUGCUGGAGUUCGCUCUCUACGAUAUCUACCGGGUGCUGCGGCCGGGGGGGUUGUUCUGGCUGGAUCACUUCUUCUGCAUCGGCAAACAGCUGAACUCCACGUAUGUGCCCAUGUUCGACCGGAUUCGAUUCAAGAAGCUGAGGUGGAACGCCGGUCGGAAGUUGGACAAGGGGAUAGACAAGGAUGAGUGGUACGUUUCUGCACUGCUAGAGAAGCCCAUGACCUGAUGAGUUCCAUAUGACCCAUGACUAGAAUCAAAGGUUGAGACUGGGGGUUUGUGAGUGCGCUGGUGGACGUAAGGGAGGUCAUGAAGGGAGCUAAAGAUCAGAUGCUCGAUGGAGAUGAACGAUCUUAUGCUGGAUUUGGUUUUGACUUUUUGUUCGUAUGCAUACUUUGCUUCUUUCUGAUGCAGAAUGAAUUCAUUGGGGAUCGGUAGCAACAGGCAUAUAUGGGCCGUAUGUAUGUGUUGUCUUUUUUGAGUGAAUAAAUUCAGUAUGUAUGUGUUGUCAACCAUUGUUCUGGAAAACAAAUUGAAUAAAUAAAAACUUCAAAU